This is a messenger RNA of Cajanus cajan (pigeon pea), 1962 nucleotides long. Its product is annotated as putative F-box protein At4g22030. Lineage: Eukaryota; Viridiplantae; Streptophyta; Magnoliopsida; Fabales; Fabaceae. The record is from RefSeq and is a predicted model, not a curated record.
UGGUCGUAAUUGAACUAUUAGGGUAGACCUAACUGAAAAAUUUAAAAUAAAAAAUUGAUAAUUUAAAUUCAAUCACGUGAUCGAUCGAUGUUGUAAGGUAUUGAAGUUUAGAAGCAAUGAGUGGUGGAACGUAGCCUCCCGCUGGCGAAAUAUUGACUGUUUAACAUUCACCUGUUGAUGGAGUUGGUGGCUUUACUACGUCGCACAUUCAAUUGAAAGAAAAUCCAAAGGCAUGGCUUUAAAUUUCUCAUUUACAAAGUCUGAUAUCCGGAAAUGGUCCACCAAGGCCAAGUCUAUUCUUAUAAAUAUUUUUGGUCGUAAUAGAAUAGUCAAUAUUUACCUUACUUCCUUUCUGUCUUUGUAUAUAAAUACCCCCACCCAACCCAACCCUCAUUUCUCAUUCUCAUCUCCAAUCUCAAAUUUCUCAAAUCUAAUCCCUUUCAAACCCCAAUUCAAUCCAUCUUCUCAAAUACAAAAUAUACACUAAGAGUAGGCAGAGAGACACCCUCCAUGGCUUCUUUACAAACCACAGCUAUACUCUCCUCUUCCUUUUCUUCUCUACCCAAAGUCAACGCCUCUCUCCAUGUCCCUCUUCCUCCACGAGUAGUCACUCAUUCGGUUCCAAAGCUACCAAAGAGAAAGCUGCAGAUUGAUGAAUUUAAUGGAUCAUUUGAGAAGAAUGCCGUCACCAAACGAAUUUAUGAAGAUUUGUGCAGCCCUAGCAACAAAUCUAAUAAGACCACUAUUCAACUCUACGCUAUUCUAGAGGAAGUUGCCGACAGAAUAGAAAUGCACAGAAACAUUGGCGAACAAAGAAACAACUGGAACACCCUUCUUCUAAACUCCAUUAAUAUCAUCACUCUCACUGCCACAGCCAUGGCUGGUGUUGCUGCAGCCACCAGCGGUGACACUGCACCUCUUUUUGCCAUGAAACUGUCUUCCACUCUCUUGUUUUCUGCUGCCACUGGGAUGUCACUUAUCAUGAACAAAAUUCAGCCCUCGCAACUGGCUGAGGAGCAACGCAAUGCCACAAGGUUGUUCAAACAGCUUCACACUCAAAUACAAACCACAAUCGCUAUUGGAAAUCCAACAGAAGAAGAUGUGCAGACUUCAAUGGAGAAGCUCUUAGCGCUUGACAAAGCUUACCCUCUUCCCUUGUUGGGAGCCAUGCUUGACAAGUUUCCAGCCAAAUAUGAACCUGCUGUUUGGUGGCCUUCAUCACAGUUCCAAAGAAGAAGUAAAAGAGAAGAAAGCAACAGGAACAGUAUUAAUGGAUGGAGUGAAGAUCUUGAAAUGGAACUGAGGGAAGUGAUUGAAGUGGUAAAGAAGAAGGACUUAGAGGACUAUGAGAGGCUGGGGAACAUAGCGUUGAAGAUAAACAAGAGUUUGGCGAUUGCAGGUCCUUUACUGAGUGGGAUUGCAGCAGUGGGGUCUUCAUUUGUGGGAAAUGGGUCGUGGGUUGCAUUAGUGCCUCUCGUGGCUGGAUCAUUGGCUUCAGCAGUUAAUAGUUUUGAGCAUGGUGGACAAGUUGGCAUGAUCUUUGAAAUGUACAGAAACUGUGGUGGAUUCUUCUCGCUCUUGGAAGAGAGCAUUAAUGCCACACUUGAAGAGAAAAACAUGGACAAAAGAGAAAACGGAGAGGUGUUUGAAAUGAAGGUAGCAAUGAAGUUGGGUAGAACCGUUUCAGAGUUGAGACGACUUGCCUCUAAAUCUGCUUCCUGUCGCAUCCAAGGAAUUGCUGUAGACGAAUUCGCCAGCAAGCUUUUCUAACUGAGACAACAUUUUUUCAACAACAACACAUUCUUUUAUUCUUUAUUAAUUAAUUCAUUGUAUAGUCCUCUGACAUACAUAUAUAACUUUACGCCGGAGAGAAACUGUGGAUAUAUUUGUACCUACUUCCCACAUGUUUUCAUAAUGAUACACGUUUUUUUUAUUGAUUACGUACCUUGCAUUUUAUUUUUG